UCGGCAAGCAAGGUUUUCAGUGUCAAGUAUGCAGCUUCGUGGUCCACAAGCGAUGUCACGAAUAUGUCUCGUUUACCUGCCCCGGAGCCGACAAAGGAGCAGAUUCAGACGAUUCUCGGACGAAACAUCGGUUCAAGGUGCACACAUACAGCAGUCCAACAUUCUGCGACCACUGUGGAUCACUACUAUAUGGGGUGAUCCACCAGGGCAUGAAAUGUGAAGCAUGUGACAUGAACGUGCACAAACGCUGUGUGGAGACGGUUCCUAACCUAUGUGGCUGCGAUCACACGGAAAGAAGAGGGCGAAUUGAACUGAAGAUUAUUUGUGCUGGCAACAAAUUGACUAUUGAAAUUCGCCAAGGCCGAAACCUAAUUCCAAUGGAUCCAAAUGGUUCAUCUGAUCCAUAUGUAAAACUCAAGCUCAUACCUGAUACAGACAGCAUAAAGAAGAAAACAAAGACAAUCCGUUCCUCUCUGAACCCUGUUUGGAAUGAGACAAUAACAUUUGAACUGAAGCCAGAAGACAAGGAUAGGCGGCUUCUGAUAGAAGUGUGGGACUGGGAUCGAACUUCACGUAAUGAUUUUAUGGGCUCCCUGUCAUUUGGCAUCUCUGAGCUCAUUAAAGCACCAGUUGAGGGGUGGUACAAACUCCUGACACAAGAGGAAGGAGAAUUUUACAAUGUCCCCGUACCUGAGGAGGGUGCAGAUCUUGCUUCACUGAAAACUCAGAUGAGAAAAACUUCCAUUACAAAGAAAGCGCCUCCUCCUUCUGACAAAGAUGUACCACACAAUAUGGGAAGGAAGGAUGUCAUACGUGCUUCAGAUUUCAACUUCCUCAUGGUUCUGGGGAAAGGCAGCUUUGGCAAGGUUAUGUUAGCAGAAAGGAAAGGAACAGAUGAAUUGUAUGCAAUUAAAAUACUGAAGAAAGAUAUCAUCAUUCAGGAUGAUGAUGUUGAAUGUACAAUGGUUGAAAAGCGAGUGUUGGCCUUAUCAAGCAAACCGCCCUUCCUUGUUCAGUUGCAUUCCUGUUUUCAGACUAUGGACCGCUUGUAUUUUGUGAUGGAAUAUGUGAAUGGAGGAGACUUAAUGUUCCAGAUACAGCAGUGUGGUAAAUUUAAAGAACCUGUUGCUGUGUUCUAUGCUGCAGAGAUUGCAAUAGGACUAUUUUACCUUCAUGCUCGAGGAAUUGUAUACCGAGAUUUAAAACUGGACAACGUUCUUCUGGAUCAGGAUGGACAUAUUAAGAUAGCCGAUUUUGGCAUGUGCAAAGAAGGUAUAACUGGUGACAAGACAACAAAGACAUUCUGUGGGACGCCAGACUACAUAGCACCAGAGAUUAUUUUGUAUCAGCCUUAUGGGAAAUCUGUGGACUGGUGGGCUUAUGGUGUAUUGCUGUAUGAAAUGCUUGUUGGACAGCCUCCAUUUGAUGGUGAAGAUGAAGAAGAACUUUUUGCUGCAAUCACUGACCACAAUGUCUCAUAUCCUAAGAGCUUAUCAAAGGAGGCAAAAGAAGCAUGCAAAGGGUUUCUUACUAAGAACCCAAUGAAAAGGCUUGGGUGUGGGACAAGUGGAGAAGAGGAUGUCAGAGGUCAUGCAUUUUUCAGAAGGAUUGACUGGGAAAAAAUUGAGAACCGUGAAGUCCAGCCUCCUUUCAAGCCAAAAAUAAAACAUCGUAAAGAUGUCAGUAAUUUUGAUAAGCAGUUCACAUCAGAGAAGACAGAUCUAACUCCUACUGACAAACUGUUCAUGAUGAAUCUCGACCAGACUGAAUUCAUGGGCUUCUCGUUCUUAAAUCCAGAAUUUGUGCAGCAUGUGUAAAACCAGUUUGACAGAUGUUGUCUGUUUAUGGUGAAAAGAGAGAUGCGCCUACCUCCUUGUUGAUGGAAGAAUACUGUUAGAAGAUGAAUGUUCCACGUCAGGUGAACACUGUGUCUGGAUACAUGUUCCACUUCUCAUUCAAACCUUCUCAUGGUCUUCCUGGUUGGUUUGAGCUGUGUACACAUGCCAGAAGCAAUAAAAGUAAGAUAAUUAGAAUUGACACUGCAACCUGUAUUAUUUUAGCUGUUUAAGUAUGUUAUUGGAGAGCAAUAGCGUUCUGCAUACUCAUAAUUUUCAAACACACGUGUCUGAAAAUUUUGUAUUCAUUCCAUCUGUGUACAUUAAACAUUAAAUGAUACUUUAACAUUUGUAAAUUGUAGUUCAAUACAUUUAAUGCUAUAAACACUCAGACACUUUGUUACUUUUGAAACUUUAGUGAUUGAAUUUCUACUUCAAUUCUCAUUAUCCCAUCGUGUUUGGAAUUAAAGAUAGAACUAGUUUACAAGACAAUAUGAAAUACUCGGAUUUCCAAAUGAAGCUUUAUUAUUAUCUAAAUAUAGAAACAU
Molecule: messenger RNA, 2383 nt
Organism: Schistocerca nitens (vagrant locust)
Lineage: Eukaryota; Metazoa; Arthropoda; Insecta; Orthoptera; Acrididae
Gene: Pkc53E
Product: protein kinase C, brain isozyme
Exons: 14
Coding region: 210-1817 (535 amino acids)
Biological process (GO): protein phosphorylation
Molecular function (GO): ATP binding; zinc ion binding; diacylglycerol-dependent serine/threonine kinase activity
Source: RefSeq, a predicted model, not a curated record